AAUCCAUUCCAAAUUCAAUUUCGAGCAAAAACAAAGGAUCUGGUGAACUAACUUUUGAAAAUGGCCAAAAAGGGGAAGAAAAAGGGUAAAGGAAAGAAGAAGAAGAACGAAUGCCAACAACCAAUUCCGUUGCCGCAACCGGAGGGUGAUUGCGACGAGUGCUGUCAGUGCCAGUGCGAUUGCGAUUGCAGUCCGGAGAUACAGCCGUGCUUUGUGGAGGUGACACGUCCGGAGCCGAGCUUCGAGGCCUACGAUGAGUUCGAGGCGUGCCUGAAUGGCAGCGGACUGACCAUACGCGUGCUCAAGGACACACACAAGGUGGACUGUGUGGAUGAUGGCGCAGAUGAUGAUCCCGAUCUGGGAGCCGAUGAUGACGAGUGUUACAGGCAGGACAUAGAGGACUGCAAUCAGAAACGCGAGUGCGUGAACGCGUUGCUCCAGCGCAGUGCCUUUGCUCGCAAUCAUAUUAAGCGCCGCACCGGGGGCAAGAUCAUCAACCAUCCGCACAUACCGAAAGUGCGAGCCAACAUCAAGUAUGCUGGGAACGAUGCCUGCGAGGCGGACAACUACUACGUGCCCUUCUCAAAGAUCAAGGAGAUGUGCGAUCAGCAGGAGGCCAAGGUGGACUGCUAUCGGCGUCGACUGUGCGGCGGCGGCACACCGGUGACCCGUGCCCAGCCACAAAACUUCAAUCAGCGCAACUGCUGCAUGCAGGUGGAGCGACGCGACAUUACCGAUGCCAUGAAGGGUAUCAACGAGGACACACGCCGCAAGGGCAUAGAGGUCUGUUACAAAACGUGCGACGAAACCGAUAGUGAUGUGUUCCUUGUGAAGCUUGGUAGCAAGUCUAAGGCGCAGAAGAAGAAGAACACCAUCGAAAUCGAGCUGCGCACGCCCAAGCAGCCCGUCACGCUGCCAGCUCGCAAGGUCACAACAGACACCUAUGUUACGGAGGCCCUACUAGACGCUGCCAUGGGCAAGAAGGGCAAGAAGGGUAAGAAGGGCAAGAAGGGCAAGAAGAAGAAGUAGGCAGCUCGCAUCACCUCAUGCAUGUGAGACCACCUCCCGGAUUUUCAACCCAACCAACCACUGGACUUUGCAACAAUCACAAAACCAAAUGUUAGAGAGUACUAUUCCGCCCCCGAUACGAGAACAUAAAACAGCAAAAUCCCAAACCAAUUGUCGCGGAGGAACGAAUCGAAAUGAAACAAAAGUAACCCACCGAAAUUGUCGAAAUUUUAGCAGUUAAUUGGCCUCAAGUGCACGCUACGACUAUUUAGUUAAAGAAACACAUCGAUUAUAUUUUAGAUGCAGUUCAAUAAAUGUAAAAUUUGGGAUAAA
Molecule: messenger RNA, 1341 nt
Organism: Scaptodrosophila lebanonensis
Lineage: Eukaryota; Metazoa; Arthropoda; Insecta; Diptera; Drosophilidae
Exons: 4
Coding region: 61-1029 (322 amino acids)
Source: RefSeq, a predicted model, not a curated record